AUGACAGAACCUGUUUCGUGCCCAGGCGGUAGGAGGCAGCGGACUGGCCACCUUCGGAGCCGUCAGGAGGAAGAGUCUGUUGGGGGAAACUGUGGGGCAAGCGGCGCAGCCCCCCGAGAUGGCACCGUAAGCUCAGAUCAAGUCUCAGGAGGAAGAGGAGGUGACAGUUUGAACGAAGCACAGGCUAGUUCCACGGUUAUCUCUGGGAGACGAGAUGGGAGAAUGCGAUGGUCUGAGGAAGAAAACAUUCUUUUAAUGCGCGUUCACUUUAUUGCUUUGGAGAUGCAAGAGCUCACAGGACGAACUUACCGACAAAUUUUAACUGAGACCUGGAAUGAAAUCUACCCAGAGAGACGAUCUUAUCCCAAUUUAUUAGCAAAUAGAGUCAGAUGGAUUCUCCAGAAUGGCAAAUUUUCGUCGAUGGAGCUCGAUUCUAUAAUGCAGAGUGUUUCACCACUUGGAGCGGAAGUUUGGGAAGAAAUGGGGUCAACUGGAAAUGGUACGCAGGCGGAGACUAGAGUGAGCUUUAGACAAACCGGAACAGAGCGACGCUUCUCCAGGAAUUUGCAAUUGUUCUCGGGAAUGGGACCUGAGAAAAGACCAAAAUUGCCAAGGAUGAAGGGCUCCGUCAGGUUACUUCAGGCUGUUCGGAAAAUUGAUGACGUAUUGAACACCUGUAUGCGGAACUCAAAGAAUAUUGAGGAGAUACUGGACAUGGUCUAUGCGGGUGCGGUGACUGUCUGCGAGGAGGUUGGCAUUCAUUUAGGAAACAAUCAACCCACGCACCGCAAAGAUAAAACCCCUCCAUGGAAAAUACGCCUAGAAAAGAAGAUAGAUGAGAACAGAAGGAAGAUUGGGGUGAUUCACACUUACCUGCAUGCGGAGAGUCCAUCGAGGAAGCUUCUGAAGAAAACACUAAGAGUUGCGUCGGAGUACCGGGUGAGGAGUCGUAGUUGGCACCUGAGAGAGGAGCUGGUGACAAUCUGCGAUAGGCUUAAACAAAAGGUUAAAACUUUAGGCAAUCGCUUGAAACGUUAUAACGAGAGAGUUAAGAGGUACAGGAACAACGAACUGUAUUACAAAAACCCACAGCAAUUUUUUCGGUCGCUUGAAGAGGGAGUAGAGGCUGCAGGGGAAGAAUCGCCAUCAUUGAAAGAAAUGUAUAGAGAAUGGAAUGAAAUCUGGGGGGACGCGAAGACGCAUGACGACGGGGCCUAUUGGAUAAAAGAAGCUGAGAGGAAAGCUGAAUCGUAUGACAUGGAAGAGCUUGAAAUAAAGGAGGAGGAUAUACGUAUGGUGCUGAGAAGGGCAAGAAAUUGGUCUGCCCCGGGCUCUGAUGGAUUGCACAAUUAUUGGUGGAAGAACUUCCAAUCAACACAUAAAAAUCUGGCUAGAAUGUUCCAGGAAGCCCUGCACAACCCUUCGGUGAUACCGGAGUCUCUCACGCUUGGUGUAACCCACAUGAUACCAAAGGGAGAUAAAACCAGCGACCCAAAAAACUACCGACCCAUCACUUGCCUGCCCUCAAUAUACAAGAUACUUACAGGUGUGCUCACGACGACCAUUUGGAGGCAUGUGGACAACUAUGGAAUAAUGGCCCCAGAGCAGAAUGGAUGCAGGAAAAAUAUAAGAGGAUGUAAGGAGGCUCUCAUUGUUGAUCACCUGGUGACGAAACAGGCCAGGAAAAAGCUGAGGAAUAUAUCUGUGGCAUGGAUCGACUAUAAAAAGGCCUUCGAUUCCAUGCCACACUCUUGGCUGCUGAAAACCUUGCGCCUUUAUGGAGUAUCUGAGUCUGUAGUGAAGCUUCUAGAACAUCUGAUGAAAUCGUGGCGUACGCAAUUACUGGUCACCACGCAGGGAAAAACUACCGCAACACCUGAAAUAAAAAUCAGAAGAGGAAUAUUUCAAGGUGAUAAGCUCAGUCCGCUAUGGUUCUGUCUGGCGCUGAAUUUCUUGAGUAAGCUUUUGAGAGAUGACAAAUAUGGCUACAUAAUUGAAAGACGAAGGAACACGAAGAUUAACCAUCAGCUUUACAUAGAUGAUCUGAAGCUUUAUGCAUCCAGUGAGGGGGAGAUGAAGAGAAUGCUCAAGAUUGUGGCAUCCUUCUCGGAGACGGUAAGGAUGGAAAUGGGGCUGAGUAAGUGUGCGGUGGUGCAUGUACAGAGAGGAAAACUGGUGGAGGGAGAUGAAAUGCAGGUGCAGGAUAGCAUAUCUAUCCGAAGAAUGGGGUUGGACGAAACAUACAAGUACCUGGGAGUUCAACAGGGGCUGGAAAUAAAUCUUGCCGAAUCUAAGGCAACCUUUAAAGAAAAGUUUUUUGGAAGGCUCAGAAAGGUCCUGGCAAGCAAACUGAACUCAAGAUCUAUGUUCACUGCCAUCAACACCUGGGCUGUUCCGUGCAUAGCCUACUCAUUUGGAGUUGUAAGAUGGUCGACCACAGAGCUCCAAUCAAUGGAUACACAAGGGAAGGAUGGAGGUAGAGGGUUACAGAGUCUGGAAAUCAUCCAUAAUAAUGUCGUGAAGGAUUUGAGGGGGUACUUUCAGACAAAAAACUCCUCAUUGUUCAAGGUUAUAUGUCAGGAGGAUGAGAACAUAACAGCGCUCAAUCUAUCAGACCGAAGAAAUCCCACCGAGUCACCGACCAUCGGAACGCUGACUGAACGGUGGCACGGAAUGACGCUACAUGGCAGGUACCCAGAAGCCCUGAAAAAUAAUAAUGUCAACAAGGAACAAUCACUUAAAUAUAUAACAGCGGGUUACUUAUAUCCUGAGACUGAAGGAAGACUGGUGGCAAUCCAAGACCAGGUGGUUCCGACUAGAGCAUAUAUUAAGAACAUAACAAAAAGAUACUUACCAUCAGAUAGAUGCCGAAAGUGCUCUCAGGCUCUUGAAACAAUACAGCAUGUCACGUCUUCUUGCUCCAUCUUGGCACCUAAAGAGUAUACAGACCGCCAUAACGCAAUGGCUAAGGUUUACCACCAAGCGAUAGCUAUAAGAACUGGAUUGAUACUCACCUCAAGGAAGCCGUACGAAUACGUGCCAAAAGCGGUCAUGGAAAAUGAGAAUUACAGGCUCUACUGGGACACCCUGAUGGAGACGGAUAGGCCGGUUGCACACAACAGACCGGAUAUUGUUAUCUUCGACAAAGUUAAAAAGGAGACAAAUAUUAUCGACGUCACUGUGCCUGCAGAUGAUAACAUUUCUAGAGCAUACACCGAAAAAAUUAUAAAAUACGAAGAUCUCGCUUUCGAGCUGAAAGAGAUUUAUAAUCUCAGAAAGGUGUAUAUUAUCCCGCUCAUAAUCACGACGAACGGCCUGGUGGAGACACAUCUAGGAGAGAACACAGCUCUAUUGGAAUUGGAUCAGGACAUCAUAAGCACGGCGCAGAAGGAGGUAGUCCUGUGGACGACAAGAAUAGUCCGAAAAUUUCUUGUCAAUGGCUGA
This is a messenger RNA of Harmonia axyridis, 3444 nucleotides long. RefSeq lists its product as uncharacterized. The transcript has 3 exons. The coding region runs from base 1 to 3444 and encodes 1147 amino acids. The record is from RefSeq and is a predicted model, not a curated record. NCBI's taxonomy places the organism in Eukaryota, Metazoa, Arthropoda, Insecta, Coleoptera, Coccinellidae.